Cicer arietinum (chickpea) is the source of this 1578-nucleotide messenger RNA. Its product is annotated as protein trichome birefringence-like 39. The record is from RefSeq and is a predicted model, not a curated record. Gene Ontology annotation, molecular function: O-acetyltransferase activity. Gene Ontology annotation, cellular component: Golgi apparatus. NCBI's taxonomy places the organism in Eukaryota, Viridiplantae, Streptophyta, Magnoliopsida, Fabales, Fabaceae.
UGUUUUCACAUUCUUGAACUGAAUUCCUUAUUAACUGUGAGUGAUAAACACAUUUACAUUAUAAAAGGCGUUGUUUCAGACAACUUUUUCUGCACUCCUCGUCCUUUUCCUUUCAACAGAGUAAGGAUCGAAACCCAAGAAAAUGGGUUUUGUGUUACCGACUCUGUUUUUUACUCUGUUUCUAGUGUUUUCUUCUCACCAAACAAAAGCUGAGGAAUUUAAGUUCAACAAAACAACAAGUAGUAAUGAGAGAAAAGUCGCAGGAAGAUGUAACUGGUUUCGUGGCAAAUGGGUGUAUGAUCCUUCAUAUCCUCUCUAUGAUCCUUCUUCUUGUCCCUUCAUAGAUCCACAGUUCAACUGUCAAAAGUACGGUCGACCUGAUACUCAGUAUCAGAAAUAUAGAUGGCAACCACUCUCUUGUUCUUUACCAAGGUUUAGUGCAUUGGAUUUUCUUGCAAAAUAUAGAGGAAAGAAGAUUAUGUUUGUUGGUGAUUCUUUGAGCUUAAACCAGUUUAAUUCACUAGCAUGUAUGAUUCACUCUUGGGUACCCAAAACAAGAACUUCAUUCUCGAAGCAAAAUGCUAUCUCCACAAUAACAUUCCAGGAUUAUGGUCUCCAAUUAUUUCUAUACCGCACACCAUAUUUGGUAGACCUUGACCGUGAGAACGUUGGGAGAGUUCUAAAGUUGGACUCAAUAAAGAGUGGUGAUGCAUGGAGAGGGAUGGAUGUGUUGGUUUUCAACACGUGGCAUUGGUGGACCCACACCGGGAAUGCACAACCGUGGGAUUAUAUUGAAGAGGGUAACAAAUUGUACAAAGACAUGAACCGUUUCAUUGCAUUCUAUAAAGGUUUGACAACUUGGGCUAGAUGGGUUAACAUCAAUGUAAAUCCAACCCAAACCAAGGUCUUCUUUUUAGGAAUUUCACCCGUGCAUUACGAGGGGAGAGAUUGGAACCAACCAGCAAAAUCAUGCAUGAGUGAGACACAACCAUUCUUUGGUUUAAAGUACCCAGGAGGUACACCAAUGGCUUGGGUUGUGGUGAAUAAAGUGUUGAGCAGGUUAAAGAAGCCAGUGUUUUUUCUAGAUGUCACAACACUCUCACAAUACAGAAAAGAUGCACACCCUGAAGGUUAUAGUGGUGUUAUGUCAACUGAUUGUAGUCAUUGGUGUCUUCCAGGACUUCCUGAUACUUGGAAUGUGCUUCUUCAUGCUUCUCUUUUUGCUUCAAAUUGAUUCAAUAUCUUCUUAAUUGUAAACUAUAUUAUAUGUUUCUUACUCCUUUUCAUCUUAAAUAUAGCAGAAAAGUUGAUCAACUAAAGCUGAUGUAUUUUUACAUCAAUUUUUUUGACAAAAUUUUCUCUUGUAUUUAUGAUGGGAGGAAGUAUUAGGAGGAAAACACAUUGUUUUUCUACCAUAGGAAUUUAUUUAAUUUGGCAUUUUGAGUUGUUGAAAUUGGACAAUAAAAGGGGUGAUGCUCCUUAUUGUAAAUUUAUUUUUCAUAUUAUUUUGGCAGAAACCUGCCUUGAUUGUACCAAAUACACUCUUUGGAAUAUAUUGAAAUUAAAGUACUUUGCAAA